This is a messenger RNA of Drosophila hydei, 1078 nucleotides long. It is a transcript of the gene spag4, whose product is annotated as SUN domain-containing protein 2. The transcript has 4 exons. Gene Ontology annotation, biological process: nuclear envelope organization. The record is from RefSeq and is a predicted model, not a curated record. Gene Ontology annotation, cellular component: meiotic nuclear membrane microtubule tethering complex; nuclear envelope. Gene Ontology annotation, molecular function: protein-membrane adaptor activity. Bases 90 to 1025 code for a protein of 311 amino acids. NCBI's taxonomy places the organism in Eukaryota, Metazoa, Arthropoda, Insecta, Diptera, Drosophilidae.
UGUUAAUUCGACAAUGUUUUUUGUGCGUUAUAUUUGAAAAUCUGAGUAGACUAUAUUUUGAAAAUAAUUCCAACUUUGGAUAUGUAAUUAUGGAUGCAGGUAGGCGGACCUGCAACAAGCGCGUCUGCUGCACCUACAUGUUCACGUUUUCAUUACUCGUGCUCUUUUUCUAUCAUCUAAUGUGGAAUAAUAGAAAGAGUAUUAUAGGACUUACACGGCUGCAAGAAGACGUUAACUGUAUAUCCCAAGCGCUUAAAGUGGAUUGCACAGCAAAUACAUACGAAUAUCUGCCUUCAGUAACAUCUGGUUGUAGCCAAAAUCAGAAUAGUAAGGCAUCCAUAAGUUGCGAUUCAAGUGAAUUGAAUGAUUGUGUGGAUACAUUGGUAAAACGCAAGAUUGGCCCCUUAAUGGACGAUGUAUACAAUAUAAAAAAAAAAUUCGAACAAUCAAUUUGUCGAGAUUCGCAGACAAAUGCACCCCACACCAAUAAGCAAUCACUGGCUGUGUCUCCACCUCGUAUCAAUUAUGCUUCCGAGGAGCUGGGUGCACGUAUAAUUUCGGCUAUAGCAGAACCAAUUGCUAAUAGCAACUUGGUUAAGUCGUUGCUCGGCUUGGAUUUUAGUACAAAUCCACCCAUAAAUAUGUUGAGGCCAAGCCUAAUGCCAGGAUCGUGUUUCGGGUUUCGGGGCUAUAAAGCAACAAUUUCCUUACAACUGGCGAAGACUAUCCAUGUGCAGGAAAUAAGUUUGACACAUGUGCCGAAAGAGAUGACUCCGAGUGAGUGUGUAAAUAAUGCACCAAAAGAUUUUGAGGUUUACGGUGUGUCGACAAAGACUCACAAAAAAGAACUAUUAGGUAAGUGGAAAUACAAAAAUGAGCCCACAGCACGCACAGAGAACUAUAUUGUCGGCAAGCAUUGCCCAUUUCGUAUAUUGGUUUUUUCAUUCAAAACAAAUCAUGGCGGAAAUUCCACUUGCAUAUAUCGCGUGGAAGUGUUUGGCAAAGCGAUAGACACAAUUCGUUAAUUCAUUUUAAAAAUCUUUUAAGUUGUUAAAAAAACGUUAUUUUGUUCAAAUUA